Sphenostylis stenocarpa is the source of this 870-nucleotide messenger RNA. The record is from the annotation of a GenBank genome assembly. Lineage: Eukaryota; Viridiplantae; Streptophyta; Magnoliopsida; Fabales; Fabaceae.
AUGGCCAUGUCAAAAAUACCUAAUAAUAAACCUGGAGAUUUAAGCUCUACAAAAGAUAUAUUUGUUUCAGCUGUACGCUUUGCAGUGUCUAUUGAGGGACCAUGUUUACCCUUUGGUGACGAGCUAAGAAUCUCUGCUCAAGAGCAAAUUGACUACAUGCUAGGAGAAGAUGGAGAUACUACGGUCAUUGUUGCUGAUGACGAAGUACAGUCAGAAGUAACAAUGGGUGUUUACAAUAUCAUUCAUUCAUUUGAAACGGAUUUGUCUUCCUUGCUUUUGGACGCUUCCCUUGAGCCUGAGGGUGUGUACAAUAGGAUAAUGAAAAGGGUAUCUGAUCUUGAAUGGAUGUGCAAUGUGCUCCCAAAGAUGGAUUUGAUGAAGAAUUUUGUUUCUAACUGGGCUGCAAUUUCAGGUAAAAUUUUGGGGAUCAUUGAAGACAAGAAACUUGACCGUGUAAUGUGGGGGCUGAAAGUAAAAUUGAUAGAAGUAGCAUGUAAAGUUUUGGAAGCAGUUGGUUAUGGUAGUGUGAUUCUUCCAGCUCCAUGUAGAGUGCAAUUGCUGAAGACCUGGUUUCCGUAUGUCCGGAAGAUGAAGCCCUUGUUGGAUUCAAAAGCCGUUGAGGAGACUGGUUUUCCUUACAAAAUGGAUGAAGAUUUGUGCCAGGCCAUUGAGGGAGCAAUUGUGUCACUGAUAUUGACAUUGCCAUCAAAUGAUCAAGCAGACAUUUUGGCAGACUGGAUCAAUAGUAGGGAAGUUGGAUACCCUGACUUGAGUGAGGCUUUUGAGGUCUGGUGUUAUAGAACCAAAUCUGCCAAAAGGAGAUUAGAGGAAGGUUUAGAUGGGCACAGUGAUACUGCUGUCAGCCCUUGA